UCCCCAAGAUAUCACCAGUAAAAAGAAAUAUUUUGUUCUCGAAUUCAGCAGAAGGCAUUAGGGAUAAUUAUACUAAGAAAACAGUGGGCAAGCAGAGCCAAAAUGUUAAUUUACCCAAGAAAGAUCUCAGACAGAUUAUGUAUGAAGCUAAUGCAGUAUUGAAAAUGGCUAAUGAUGAGCUUCUUAAUUUAACACAAAAAGAUCAUCUGAAAUAAACUUAAGAUGCUUUCUAAAAAUGCACGGAAAAGUUGUCAGAAAAGAACUCAAGACCAGAAUGUGUUUACUAAUUCUGCCAUUCUUCUAGCUGGUGAAUCUGUUGAAAAGAAUAAUAAAAGUGUAGAACAGCUUAAUAUUUCCGAUCACGAAUUCCCUCAUGAUCAGAUCCAUUCUAGUUCUCAAUGUAACAAGAGAUAUAAGAAAUAACUUCAUCAAAGUGAACAUCAACAAUCUUAACAGAGUGUGUAAGAUCAACCGGAGAAGGUUUCACCAAAAUUUGAAUGAACAUGUUAUUGUAAAAAGAAAACCUCCAGCAAAGAAAAUCCCAAAAAGUAAAACCAAUGAAGAAGAGGCCACAUUCCUUGGCUCAAGGACGCAUUAUAAUAAUUUUAAUCAAACAGCUCUCAAUCUGUUAAAGAAGCGAGUAGCUAGGACAGCUUCUGCUAAGAACAGAGUCUCAAGGAACCCUAAAAAGAAUGCAUUAAGUAUUAAUCCAUAUCUCUCAGCUGAGGAUCGAGGACCUUUAUUUAUGAGUGAAAUACUACCAGAGACAUCAAUCAUGAAUACAACCCAGACAAGCCUUAAGAGAUCAAAUAAUAAGAAAAAGAAGAACAUUAACGACAAGAACAUCAUUGUUCUUGAAGGAAUGAAGGAUACUAUCCAGAAGUUCAAACAAGGCAACCAAAACAGCAAGAAACGAGAUAAUUUGCCAAAGUUCUUAGGGCCAGAAAUUUAUGGGCUCAAUCUCACAACAGUGAGCGAUCCUAAGAACCAGACCUUCUAUACUAACUCUACUGCUGAGCAGAGUAGAAUUAGGCCAAUCUCAGCUAAAGCAGCAAACAUGAAAAUCGGAAAUCUAAAAGAGUUUACAAUGAAAAUCAGGAGAGCACAUGCUAGAAGUAUUGAAAAAUCUUAA
Moneuplotes crassus is the source of this 1132-nucleotide messenger RNA. The record is from the annotation of a GenBank genome assembly. NCBI's taxonomy places the organism in Eukaryota, Ciliophora, Spirotrichea, Euplotida, Euplotidae.